Molecule: messenger RNA, 4461 nt
Organism: Magallana angulata
Lineage: Eukaryota; Metazoa; Mollusca; Bivalvia; Ostreida; Ostreidae
Exons: 28
Coding region: 42-3518 (1158 amino acids)
Biological process (GO): protein dephosphorylation; protein localization to membrane
Cellular component (GO): membrane
Molecular function (GO): protein tyrosine phosphatase activity
Source: RefSeq, a predicted model, not a curated record
CAUUUCCUGUUCCCUGAAUUGUUAUAAUAUUUCCUAUCAGAAUGGAUGUGGCCGUCUGUUUUCUUCUUGGUUUACUUUUUUCUGUACAUGGGUUAAAAGUCAACUUUACCACUUAUAAUCAAAGCUCCUUGUAUAGCAUUAGCGAUGGCCCAAAAAAAGCUGUGGACGGGAAUGUAUUAACCUCAUCAAUAACUACUAUUGGAUUAAAUGAGUUUUGGUUGGGAGAGUUUGACAGACCCCACAAAAUAAGCUCAAUGUUUGUCGUCGUUGGUAAAGGCAGACAACGUAUCUUUGUCAGCUAUGGGAUCACCAAUAGCCCCAUGCAUAUGUGUGUAGAAAUCGUAACACCAUCAGGUUAUGAUUUCAUCAAUAUGAAUGUAACGUGUAAGCAAACACUGGAGGGUGAUACGGUGACUGUGAGGAAAGUUGGUAACGGAUCCUUGGUUCUUAAUGAAAUUAUCCCAAUCGAAUGUCCAGAGAACACUCACAGCUUUUCCUGUAUCAGUUGUCCUCCCAACUGCGUAAACGGAUGCUCUGCUGUUGAUGGGACUUGCAAAAAUGAUUGCAAAAGGGGUAAAUUUGGACGAAUGUGUCAUAGAGAUUGUCAUCACGUCUGCUCAGAUGGUACUUGUGAUAGACAUGAGGGAAGGUGCUCACAAGAAAAUGUGAUAAUAGCUGUUGUUUUCUCUCUCUGUUUGGUGUUCAUUGUUGUAAGCGUCAUAGGUUUUCUAAUCAAGCGGCGAAAGAAGUUAUUUAAAUUAUUCAAAACCCCAUUGCAACCUCUCCAUUUGGAAACUGGGAACGAUGUUAUAAUGACGUAUUCAACAAGCAAUCGUUAUCAAGAGGGUACCGCGGACCCCCAGAUGCCCACCUCUCCCCUCAGCAACUGUCCAGUGGAGUAUAUCCAUAUGAUUGAUGGACAAUUCACUGUCAAAAUGUCACCCGUUGAAUUCCUCAGAUACAUUGACCAAAAACAAAAUGAAGAGCUCCUGUUAAAGAGUCUAGUGAGUCUUCCGGGGUGGCUUAUGGGCAGGUGUUUUGAGGCAGAAAGGGCAGAAAAUAGAGCUAAAAAUAGAUCGUCGACUCUUCUGCCAUAUGAUCGGAAUCGCUUCGUUCUGGAGCCCUUAGAAAAUGGAGAUGACCGCGGGGAUUAUAUAAAUGCAAGCUAUAUAUCGGGACACCAAAAUGAAAGAGCCUACAUUCUCACGUUAGGCCCGUUCUCCAACGACACUCAGCUAGAUUUCUGGAGAAUGGUGUGGCAGUCCAACUGUAAGUGUGUGGUCAUGCUAACAGCCCUGAGAGAGGGGGAUAAGAAAAAAUGUAUGCAAUACUGGCCCGAGGAGUCAGGGGAAUGUGGCCCUUUCUUUAUCAUAAUAAGGCACACUGAACAGUGUAAUAACUACGUUGUCAGACAGAUGAUAAUACGGAAGAAGGAAGAAACACGAAGAUUGGUCCAUUUCCAGAUGACUUCAUGGGGAGAUGCCAAACGACACAUGAAAAUCGACACCUUACUUCAACUCCGGACCAGUGUUAACUCGAUCACAUUUGAAGACGCUGCACCUAUCAUCAUUCACUCUGGACCCGGUAUCAGUCGGAUUGGUACUUACAUUUCACUGGACAUUUUACUGAGGCAGGGGUCCGGGGACAAUAUCAUUGAUAUUAUCGACACAGUCGUCAAGAUGAGAUCUCAACGGGCGUACAUCCUUAACGCCAGGAAGGAACACCAAUUUCUCCUGCGUGCGCUUAAGGUUGGAUUCUCACCAAAUCAGGAUGGAGCUGCCGAGGAAACGAAGGACGACGAAAGCGAGGAAGAUUUGUACGUCAACGCCCAGGGGAAGGGGGAUAUUUACUAUGAAGAUGGGGAGGAGGUUGUGCUAUGGAUGAAUACUGUUGGGCCCUACCACAACAGACAGGAGACGUACUCCUAUUUCUCCCUACCCUUCUGUGCUGGCCCUAAGGAGAGCAUCGGACACUACCACGAGACCCUGGGAGAGGCUCUUCAGGGGACAGAGCUGGAAUUCAGUGGCUUAGACAUUGACUUUAAAGGUGAGGUGAAGAAGACGGAAUACUGCUCUGUAGAAUUAACACAAGACAAAUUUGAGGCCUUUGUUUAUGCAGUGAAGAACCACUACUGGUACCAGAUGUACAUUGAUGAUCUUCCUAUUUGGGGUAUCGUUGGAGAAAUAAGUGAUAGUGGGGAAGACUUUUAUGUAUGGACACAUAAAAAGUUUGACAUCGGAUACAACGGUAAACAGAUUGUGGAUGUUAACCUAACUAGUGAAGCCAAGAAAAAGCUGUCUCCAGGGGCUAAAAUCUCAUUCAGUUAUGAGGUACAUUUCACACCGUCGAAGAUCAAGUAUGAAAAGAGAUUUGACAAGUACCUUGAUCCCAAUUUCUUCCAGCAUAGAAUUCACUGGUUCAGCAUCUUCAAUUCCUUUAUGAUGGUUAUUUUCCUGGUGGGACUGGUCAGCAUGAUUCUCAUGAGGACCCUGAGGAAGGACUACGCCCGUUACAGCAAGGAGGAGGACCUAGAUGAUAUGGAAAAAGACUUGGGUGAUGAGUAUGGCUGGAAGCAAGUUCACGGAGACGUAUUCCGCCCGGCCUCCAACGCUCUGCUGUUCUCUUCACUGAUUGGCACAGGAUAUCACAUUGCUGUCGUCACCAUGUGUGUCAUCAUCUUCUCCAUACUGGGAGACCUGUACACAGAGCGAGGUUCUCUCCUGAGUACAGCUAUUUUUGUUUAUGCUGCUACCUCACCGGUCAAUGGUUACUUUGGAGGAAGUCUGUAUGCAAGAAUGGGAGGAAAGGUGUGGAUAAAGCAGAUGAUGGUUGGUGCUUUCAUGCUUCCUCUGGCUGUGUGUGGAACGGCAUUCUUCAUUAACUUCAUCGCUAUCUACUAUCAUGCUUCUAGAGCCAUUCCAUUUGGAACAAUGGUAGCAGUGACGUGUAUAUGUAUAUUCGUCAUCCUGCCAUUGACUUUGGUGGGGACUGUUUUGGGGAGAAAUUUGGCAGGUCAACCAAAUUAUCCCUGUCGUGUGAAUGCAGUACCAAGGCCAAUUCCUGAAAAGAAAUGGUUCAUGGAGCCAUCUGUGAUAAUCGUUCUUGGUGGAAUCCUUCCAUUUGGAUCUAUAUUUAUUGAAAUGUACUUUAUCUUCACAUCGUUCUGGGCCUACAAGAUUUACUAUGUGUACGGCUUCAUGCUGCUAGUGUUUGUAAUCUUAACAAUAGUGACUGUCUGUGUGACCAUCGUGUGUACAUAUUUCCUACUGAAUGCGGAAGACUAUCGGUGGCAAUGGACAAGCUUUUCUGCUGCUGCUUCAACAGCAGGAUAUGUGUAUCUCUAUUCAUUUUAUUACUUCUUUUUUAAAACAAAAAUGUAUGGGUUUUUCCAAACUACAUUUUACUUUGGUUACAUGGCGUUAUUCAGCUUAGCACUAGGGAUCAUGUGUGGAACAUUUGGGUAUAUAGGCACGAGUUACUUUGUACGAAAGAUAUAUUCCACGGUAAAGAUAGACUAGAGACAAAUUUAUAAAUGUGGGUAAAUUGUACAGUGAAGUUGAUGGAGCAGAAUUCCGAGUGUAAUGCCGAGUGUUGUGUGUGUGAAGUAAUUGAUGCCAUGACGGUCAAUUUCAAAGUGGUGUGACUGAAUCUCUCAAGUCCAUCGAGUCAUCAACUCACUGGGUGAAUUUUUGUGGAUCUGCAUUUAAAUAAUUGGAUCGAACCCUAGUUAAGAUAUCAUCCAUAAAACUUAGUUCAUGUUCUUGCUUAGAAUACUUUCUGGAUCGAUUAAGCUUCAAACUUAUUCAAAUCUGCAUCAUUGGCAUCUGGUUACUGUUAAACUUUAAACUUGUUCAUAUCAUGAUCUUGUCUAGUAACCAUUGGUAUUGAUGACACUUAGUACAUGUAUUGUGUAAGAAUGAUUUCUUCAUUUUCCAUUAACAUUCCUUAAGUGAUGAAAUAUACAUUAUAAGUUGAAUGUAUUUUGUAAACAGGCCAGAUUAAUAGAGAAUGUAUGUGAUUGUUAUGAUAUUGAGAUGCACAGCGGAUGCUGGUAUGACAAUUCUCUUGUGAUUUUGACAGAAUGUUUGGAAGAGUAUUGCGGCAAAUAUGUGAUAUGCAUGUACAUGUAAGAAAAUUGCUUUAUACUAUGUUCUGAUUUAAUGACCAAUGCAAGCAGUGAGUGAAUGUAUGUUUAUUUUGAGUGAGUUAUUAAUUCAAUCAUUAAAUUAUUUAUUGUUUACUUGUUUUAUGUUAGAUAUAAAGGGUUUAAAUGUUCGCUUUUGAGGAAACCUGCUUGUACAGUUCAUAUUAUAUAGUAAAACAUAUUUUUAUUUCCAUAUGUGUAAAACUUGUAAAUAGUUUAUAAGGGGAUGUAAUAUAUUUGUAUAUAUUACUAUGAACAGAAAAAAAGUUUCAUGAAAUGAAACCGAUUUACCAUUAAAUUAAAAAUUAUAAAAUAUA